Molecule: messenger RNA, 6772 nt
Organism: Paramacrobiotus metropolitanus
Lineage: Eukaryota; Metazoa; Tardigrada; Eutardigrada; Parachela; Macrobiotidae
Product: atrial natriuretic peptide receptor 1-like
Exons: 17
Coding region: 309-4478 (1389 amino acids)
Biological process (GO): receptor guanylyl cyclase signaling pathway; protein phosphorylation; cGMP biosynthetic process
Molecular function (GO): ATP binding; peptide receptor activity; protein kinase activity
Source: RefSeq, a predicted model, not a curated record
CGACAAAUAAUCAUUGGUUUUGCUUGGCGUAAACGAACCAAUACAAGCACCGUAGUGUUACAGUAUUUGACAUUUUAUUCUUUUGUGUGGAGCAUACCGUGCCGUUUUGAUUGUGUGAACAGUGAAUCUGUUUUAUAUAGAUAGGCGCGUUCGCUUCUCCUGAUAGCUGUUUACUUACGAAAUCGACCUUCGAUAUGGCUCUCGACGGCGGAAAAUCUGCGAAACUUUUUGUGACAUUAAUAUAGUUGUGAGUCUAGUGCUGUCCAGUCAAAUGUACGCAAUUGGUGCUACAUGUAUCUUGUGAAAAGAUGCACAAAGUACUUUGCGUUUCAUCGAUAUUCUGCGCUCUUUCCUCACUGACGGCACAACAACAGAACUCGAUCCUUUGGCCAGUAGAUCCAGCACCAUUACUGAACGCCAUUAGCAUGGUUAAUUCUACAGUUAUGGAUGGUUCGUGCAUGCCUUCUUUCAUGUACAUUCAGAGUUCAAACUACACCGGAAUGUUCACAAAUCCACUAACGGUCAGCAUGACGCAAAUAGGGCUGGAGAUUUACUAUGCUGCCUGCCAGAGCAAACGACACGACUACUUUCUGGGAUACACAGGUUAUCAGCGCUUCAUAGACACCGGCACUAAGUUCGUGAGCUAUAUGGAAGAACUGUAUUUUGAGGAUUGCUUUCGAACUGGUUUAUCUUGCAAUAUCGAUCAAAAACAAAACAAACUGCGCGGGCUAGGCAGAACUGUUCAAGGAGCUAUGGAAGACUACGUGUUUUCCGGUGUGCUGGAUAUAUCGCACUUGCGUCGGUUUGUGUUUUCUCAAAUGGCUCAACUGCAACCACUUGCCACUUAUCUUUUACAGUUCGGCAUUGAUUUAGAAGCGAAUUUUAUACCUUUGCUGAAUUGUUCAAUCGAUAUUUUUUACCUUUUACCCAAUGCUGAUUCUUACCGAAAUGACAGUUCUGAACUUAAUAAUACAAUUCCACAACCGACCGUCAGAAACAUUUUCCCGGCUAUUCUCCAUGCUGUGGCAAAAAAUCGCAAGGAUAAAGGUGUCUUUCUCAAUCUCAUAUCACUGCUGUGGUAUCCAGAGUUCUAUUCGGGUUUCUCCGGUAGCUCCGAUACUAUGAUGCCAAGCUACCUGCCAGCUUGCGCAGAAGGCGGCACAGACGUGCAUGUGGUCUUGGGUCAGACUGUUGACAUGCUGGAUGGGCACGUCAUUUCGGUGUUAUUGGCACCGCCUUGCCGCUUGGAACUGAAAGCGGCAUCUCAGCUGGCCGAUUUGUACAAUGUGACGACCUUUACCGGCGGUGGGGAGCUCAUCGGGAAUUACUCGAAAUAUCCCUUUAUUGUUAGGACAGCAUACAGUCCGAUUUAUGUUUGGGAGGGGUUGGUGGCGUUUGCGGCUUUGUAUGCUUGGGAAACUUUUUUCAUUAUUUACGAUGACAUGUCAACUAACCUCCUCGAUGCUCAGGAGAAGACCAUCCUGGCUGACGGCCUGUCAUAUAUUUUGCAUCAAAAAGGAUGGAAUGUCAUUUUAGUACGACAUCACGAGGACAGUGAUGUUGAACCGAAUUUAGCUGCCCUGCGGAAGGCUGCUCGAAUUGUCGUCAUCGUCUCAAAUAAAAGCAUUUUUCGGAAGUACAUGAUGGCUGCAUCUAAUCUGGGAAUGUGUAAAGGAGACUACGCGUUUAUUGCUCUGGAUACCUUCAAAGAUCCAUAUUUUAAUAAUUCUCAGCCGUGGCAAGCAGGAGACGGCAACGACGACAAGGCCAAAACUGCAUAUGAAGCUGUGCUUAUUGUUGGCAUAGCGGACCCGGCAAGCCAGAUAGCGCAGAUGAUGGGCGAUUUCGAGCAAGAUAUAGGCGCAAGUUCAUACGCCAUAUUCUUGGGCCAAUCCACUUUUUUAUAUGGCGUGCCAAAUUAUUAUACAGCUAGCUACUUUGAUGUUUUGAUGCUGCUCGGCCAGCGCGUGAAGGACGCUACCAACGCCGCCGUGGAAACCUGGAAACGUGAUGGUGUACCGUAUUUGGAGUUUACAACGAAACUGUCCACAUUUCUGAGAAAGCAAAACUAUUUCAACAUUGUGGAAAAAAACGGGAUGACUGGAGACGUAGUUAUUGACAUCGAAGGUAACCGACUGCAGAAUACCAUGAUUUUUGAUAUGCUCGAGAACGGCCAGUUUGCACCUGUUUUCAACUAUAGCACAUCUUUAAAAAAAUCUCAAAGUGGAACACUGCGAUGGCCUCAAGGAAAGUCACCAGUCAGUCGUCCUUUUUGCGGUUUCGAAGGAGAAAAUCCUGCUUGUGCUCCAAUGUCAACAAACUCCAUUCUGACGAUUGCGAUGACCAUAAUCCUCAGCGUGAUGGCUGUGAUAAUCAUUGCCGUGUGCUACACGCGCAACGAAAAACGCAAAAUAGCCGAGAGGAACUGGAUCGCCAAACUGGACGAUGUGCAGUACCCACGGGAUAUGCAUGAUUGGGUGCGUCGACGGUAUACGUUAAUCGAUGACGGAGCCGGUGGAGUAGCCGUUGGUGAUGCGGUGCGUACGGCACGAAAGGCUAUGACGGCUCGAUUAGGACGAGGCUCGGUGGUCAGAGAAAUGGAGCACCUUGACCGGAUGCGUCUGUCACUGAAGAAAACCGGGCAUAAAUCUCAAGGAGUGUACAAGAAACUGCCAGUAACCAUUCGGCACUGUCAGAAAAAAGUAGUGUAUCUGACACAACAGGUUCUUCAAGAGGUCAAAACCGUGCGAACGAUGAAGAGUGACGAUAAUAUCAUCAAAUUUCUUGCGGCCAGCAUGGACUGGGAAAAAGUAGCAAUUUUUUACGAAUUUUGUGCGAAAGGAACAUUGCAGGAUCUCAUCGUGAGCUCCCACUUCCGCUUAGACUGGACGAUGAGGUUAACAGUCAUUGGCGACCUUCUACGGGGAUUAACGCACAUCCACGCUUCUUCUCUUGAAGCGCACGGCCGCUUAACGUCCAAAUGCAUCCAUGUUGACAAUCGCUUUGUGCUAAAAAUCGCCGAUUAUGGUUUGCCUAGUUUUUUCUCUUUGACUGUGGAGGAAACGCAAGAACUGAAAGACACAGGCGAACUGUGGGACAUGCUCCUAUGGACUGCACCCGAACAUAUAGGGGUUAUUCUCGGCGGUGAAAUGACGAAUUUCAUUGCAAAGCGGGAUCGGCGUAGUAGUCAGAUCGGACCACCGAUUUCCAGAAAUAUGAAACGCUACCGCAUGGCUAACGAAAAGUCUCGGUACGAAAGAGACCAGCUGAUGCACGAACAAGCAAUGAGUGCUAAAAGCGGAUCCAGACAAGGCGACAUAUUCAGUGUCGCUAUAAUCAUGUCGGAAGUGUUCCUAGCCGCAAAGCCAUAUAGCAUGUAUCCAUUUUUAUCAUCGGAAGAGAUUGUUUCGCACGUACGGGAUCGCUUAACUAGCGAAGUGCCAUUUCGACCACAGAUUGCUGUCGAAGAUUGUGGUCAUCCAGAACUGCACAAGUUGUUGCUGAGAUGCUGGUCAGAUCAAUAUAACAAGAGGCCCACACUGACUGCGGUUCGUAUAGCUUUGAAGGAGAUCGGAGAAGAAUUAGGGAUCGGCAGUAAAACAACAUCUAUUAUGGACGUUAUGCUCGGCCGCAUGGAGGAACAAGCUGUUGAACUCCAGCAACGAAUUGCCGAACGCACUAAAUCCAUUCAGCAGGAGAAAUCCCAGUUCUUCCAGCUGGUAGCUGAAGUUUUGCCAAAGUCAACAGCCGAUAGACUGCGUCAUGACGAGACUAUCGCCCCGGAAUUGUACGAUAUUGUGACCUUACUAAUGUGUGAUGUUGUCAACUUCCAAGAAAUCCUUGAAGGAUGUUCUCCAGCAGUUGUCGUCGAGUUCGUUACGGAUUUGUAUCGGUAUUAUGAAUCAGUCACCACAGAGUACGAGUGCAUCACCGUGGAUAUUCAACAAGCUUUAGUUAUGAUUGCAUCUGGGUUACCUGUUCGGAAUGGUAUAUUUAACGCUAGAGAAAUAGCACGAGUGGCGUUGACCAUGCUGUUCAAAACAACUAAAUUUCACAUUCCGUGGAAACCACAAGCGCAUUUGAUUUUCCGCAUGGCUGUUAAUACAGGACCCGUUGUUGCCGGCGUUAUUGGCCAGAUGUGUCCAAAGUAUUGCGUUUUUGGCGAAACAGUUUUUGUUGCUCAUCGACUGCUUGCAGUUACAAAAGUUACUCAGAUUUUGUGCAGUUCUACUGCCUGUAACCUGAUGGAGACGUUCGGCAGUUUUGUACUGAUUCGUCUCCAAGAUAUAUUCCUGAAAGGAAAAGGAUUUGUGCCCAGUUACAGUCUGUGUGGAGAAAACGGUAACCGAUGCCGGAGAAACAAUUCGCCAACGGAAUUCCUAUUAAUAAAACUAAUAACUAAUACCGCUAACCCAACUAUUCAACGUUUGGAAACUGAGUUUCGCUCUGCUGUGCCAGACGCUGGCCGAGGCGAAUAAACAUAUCGCUUUAGGGCUCAGCUUAACAAGCUGAGCUCAUUGUCAGCUUAACAACGUUCCCAAAAGUUGCUUCGUGUUCAUCACCGUGCAUGGGCCUGACAUGGGUAAUAAGGGAAAAGCAUGCCAUAUAUCGUUGUUGUAAAAGACUAUUGUAUAUCGUUUGAUUUUGUUACUGUAUUUUACGUGGCAACAACAAUAUAAUUAAAAGAUUUUCGUAUGCUAACACUGCUAAACUGACUGUAGACAACUUGUAGUUUCCGUUACAGUAACACGAAGUCGAUUAGCUGAGACUUGAAUUUCGCAACGCUAACUGCAGUAACCAAAAGAAAGACUCUGUAUUUACUCAACUUCGAUCACGAUGACUGUAUUUUCUGCAGUAACCUCUCCCAGUGUUAUAUACUAAUCACUCGUAAGUUCUGAGCUUUUCCACUCAUCAGAAGCCGUAAUUACCGCGUACAAGCCAAUCUGUUAUGGAAAAACUGGCAGUUAUCACUCAUCAAACACUGAUAUCAAGAAUUAUAUUGGAUUGCUGCCGCAACAAUUCUUAUGUCUUACGCUGCUGAUUGGAAGCGCUCAACUUGAAUUUUAAACUUACGAUAAUCAGGAAUUCAACCGUUUGUCAAAUGGUAGCUGCUUCUCGGAAACGGAAGUCUCAGGGACGCCCUUCUAACAGUAGAUCUAGAACCACCAAGCGAGUGUGUUUUGACGACAAUCCAACAAUUCAUGAUUUUGAAAACGUUGAGAUUUCUUCUGGCAUGGAUGGAGCCCCUUCCUGUGGGUGCAGUAGCAGUGCCAGUGCAGACCCAGACACUGAUCUAGCAGACAUUACUUCCAUUUCAACAGGCAUCCAACAACCCCCGUCAACUGCUGGAGCGAGUGCAGCCACCGCGUUACCGCCGUUCAGCCAAUCAGACUCGAUCGGUGCAGCAUGUGAGACCAACAGCCUGGCCAGUCGGAUAGAAGGCGAAGUCCGAGACAGCUAUCAGUUCAACAUGAAACAAAUCCAGAAUGUCUUUCAGCGGAAGGUCGACCAGUUAGAAGUCAAGCUGACCGAGUCCGAACGACAGCGUGAGCAGCUUCUGGGAUUGAUCGAUGAGAAGGACAAGCAAAUUGACGAAUUAACAUCCGCUAUCGAGGAGGUGAAAGAUAUCCGUCGUGUAGUGUACCCUGCCCAUACGAAUAAACCUGCCAGAAUGUGUUUGUGUGGAUCAUACACCACAUCCCUGGAUGACCUUCCGGAAGCUCUCUUACUGGGAAUACUAGCGUUUCUUGAUGCUUUUUCUCUGCAGCGAGUGCGAAGAGUCUCGCGCCACUUCAAAGAAAUCCACCGGCAUCCUGGACUGAACAAAAGCGUAUACUUCUACGUUGACGUUCUGCAGCACAGUGCGCGAUAUCAUUCGCAUCGUUCAGCCAAUUUUCUCCACGACCUCUACCGGCACUGUCUGACAGAACACACACAGCAUAUAAUAUUUGAUGCAGGUCGCGAAAGAAUGGAGUUAUGGGACGCCUUCAAUGUAGAAGAUAACGACUUGUGCGGAAGCAUACUGCCUGUAUCGCCCCACUUGCAACGGUUGACGUUUAAAAGCUGUCCAUUGGGUUUCAACCACCUGUUAACUCUGCCGGCAAAUAUCCAGCGCGUGCACUUACUAAGUGUGGAUCUGGCAGAGAAAGCGGGAUUUUUGUCAAUCGAGCAGUAUAUCAACAAUUUUGAGGUCGGGAUACGGAUUGAGGAAGCCGUGGUGGACCUUUCUGACUCUAAUGCUGACCGCGAGGAAAUGUUGCUCAAGCUGAUGAACCACCAUAUGCCACGGCUAAAAAAGACCGACAAACUGGAAAUCGAGAGCGGUAUUGGUAAAGUCAACGAAAUGAAGCGCAACCAAAUUAUUCAGUUAAUAAACAGGCGAGAGCCGUCGCUUAAAAACAAGCUGGACGCUAACAUUAGAAGACUGACGGUCAACCACUUGAAAUCGCUUCGACCCUGGACCAAGUUGGGGAUCUUGCAGAUUAUUCGUGGAGUAACGGUACCGCCGACUACUCCGUCUGGUGGGCGUCCAGGUUUAUCGCCGUCGACAAACGCUUCCACAUUCGAGCAUCGUGCGGUCUCUAAACCUUGUCUUAAACAAAACACUCGUUCAGAGAGCACUAUCGGUGUCGGUGUGGGUAAUGGCGAUAACAAUGUGGGGUAACUUUUUCGUGAAUUUGUGUGCAUCAGCUAUUAAAUAUGUAGUUUGGAAGCAUUGCUACAAGGUGCAUGUAUACAAGAUGUCCAGUCGGCAAUACACAGCAGUAACCUG